Anolis carolinensis (green anole) is the source of this 5187-nucleotide messenger RNA. Its product is annotated as epidermal differentiation-specific protein. NCBI's taxonomy places the organism in Eukaryota, Metazoa, Chordata, Lepidosauria, Squamata, Anolidae. The record is from RefSeq and is a predicted model, not a curated record. The coding region runs from base 2204 to 3208 and encodes 334 amino acids. Gene Ontology annotation, biological process: lens development in camera-type eye; visual perception. Gene Ontology annotation, molecular function: structural constituent of eye lens. The transcript has 2 exons.
UGUUUGAGAGCAGCCAGUGCCAUUCAUAACACUGUUUCUGCACCCAAAAGAUGUCGACUAAACGGCCCCUGGCCACCCAUAAUCAGUGUGAAAGCACAAUUGAACAUUUACAAAGGAAAUUAUAGUGCAACAUAAGAAAAAAAGUCAGAUUUUUUUCUGUUAGAUAAAAGAAUAACAACUGAAGAAUGACAUGUGGUAAGUUGCAACUGAAGGUGCUAUUAUCCUGACGCAGUUCCACUUUAUCUGCAUUGCGUGAUAAGGCUCAUAGUCUUGUCAGCUUUCCUCUAUGGAUUUGCUUUUAAACUGUUCUGCCCCCUGCUUGAUAUUAGACAUCAUCUUAGUUUAACUGAAACCCAUCCCUUUUAAAUAUCCUCAAGACACUGCAUCCUGUCUGAACAUCCUGACGCCUGGUUCGAAAGCAGUACGUGUGAAAAGGAUCUUGGAGUUCUUGUGGACAACAAGUUAAACAUGAGCCAACAAUGUGAUGCAGCAGCUAAAAAAGCCAAUGGGAUUUUGGCCUGCAUAAAUAGGAGUAUAGUGUCUAGAAUGGGAAGUAAUGCUGCCUUUCUAUUCCACCUUGGUCAGACCACACCUGGAAUAUUGUGUCCUAUUCUGGGCACCGCUAUUGAAAGGAGAUGUUGACAAGCUGGAAGGUGGGAGGAGGGAGACUAAAAUGAUCAAGGGUUUGGAGAACAAGCCCUACAAGGAGUGGCUGGAAGAGCUGGGUAUGUUUAGCCUGCAGAAGAGACGGCUGAGAGGAGACAUGAUAGCCAUGUAUAAAUAUGUGAGGGGAAGUCAUAGGGAGGAGGGAGCAAGCUAGUUUUCUGCUGCCCUGGAGACUAGGACACGGAACAAUGGCUACAAACUACAGGAAAGGAGAUUUCACCUGAUCAUUAGGAAGAACUUCCUCACUGUGAGAGCUGUUACGCACUGAAACUCUCUGCCUCGGAGUGUGGUGGAGGCUCCUUUGGAGUCUUUUAAGCAAAAGCUGGAUGGCCAUCUGUCGGGGGUGCUUUGAAUGCAAUUUCUUGCCUCUCGGCAAGGGGUUGCAUUUGAUGGCCCAUGAGGUCUCUUCCAACUCUAUGAUUCUAUGAACACAGAAACUAUGCAAGGUCAGCCCUGCUUGGAUGGGAGACCACCAAUGAAUGCCAGGUGCUACAGGCCAUAGUUCAGAAGAAGGAAUAUCUCUGAGGUGUUACUGCCUAAAGAAAAACAUUAAAUUCAUAGGGUUGCCAGAAGUUGACAGAUGACUUCAAGGUGCACACACAGUCACCCAUACCCUUUUACAUUGGCAGAUUUUCUGAAUGCUCCUCAGUAUUAAAAAAAAAAUCCAAAGACUACAUCCUUGUACCACCAUUUCAUUCAUACCUUAAGAUCCCUUGACUUUAUCUAACUAUCCCUGUACAUGGAAGGGAACAGGUAAAGUGAUUUUUGUGAUUCUGAGUUUAACUGUCCUAUCUAGCAACAUAAUGUUUAUUUUCUUUAUGACUUCCACAGUCUCAAACUACAUUUCCCCCUGUCAUGGGUACUUAUGUUCACCAUGGUGGCUGAUUUCUCUCCAGCAUCCUAUCUAGACACAAAAGCAUGACUGACAAGAGACUAGGUCACUUCUUCAUCCUGUAUGAUGCAUAAUGCUAAGCAACCAUCCAACCAAGAUUAAAGCAAUAUUAAGUUCCACUAACCUUAGGGAGUGAAAAAAGCCAUAAGUUUUCAAGCCACAAGAGGACUAUAGGGGGAAAAAAACAACAGAAAUAUGAUAGGAUUUCACAGUGAACUUUUUAAUGGAAUAAUCUCUGUCCAAAAACAAAUGAGGCUGUACACAUGCUGUCUUUAAGUUUCUCACAUAGACUGGAGAGAGAGAAAAUAAUCCAAGAAUUAGGGCAAAGUUUUGGCUCAAAUACUACUUCUAGACAACUUUUUGGGUCACAGUGGCUUGAAGUUCUUCCAUCUGCAUUCUUCAGGCUGGCUCCACUCACUAUAGCUAGUUCCAGUUCUCAAAAACAUUCUAAUUGGUUUCAUAUUUAUUCAGUUUUUGCCUUAUAUAUAGCUAGUAAGAGCCUAAGGGAACUCACAUCUGCUAACAGACUGGGUGUUUGCACUAAUCACCUAACAAGCAAGUGAGCAUCUGCAAGUGAACAGGUGCCUUGCAUUUCCUACCCCCUUCUGAGGUGAACAGGGAUCUCUUCUCUCCAACCUGCCGAAGAUGAAUAAAAUAAUUGUUUAUGAACAUGAAGACUUCAAUGGACUUCGUAAAGAAUUCAUUUCAGAUGUUCCUGACCUAGGAAGUGUGGAUUUUGGAGAUUGUAUUUCAUCCCUGAAGGUGAUUGGGCAACCUUGGCUGGCCUUCCGCGAUGCCAACUACCAAGGGCCUCCUGCUGCAUUUGAGGAAGGGGAGUACAAGCACAUCCCCUUAAAUAAUCAGAUUUCUUCUCUCCGGUUAGUGACUGAAGACUUGGAAAAUCCUCAGAUCACGCUUUAUCAGAAUAAAAAAUUUGAAGGGGAGAGCAAAGUGAUAACAGAGGAAACCAACCUGACUUACGGAUAUUUCAAUAACAAGGCAUCUUCCCAUAUUGUCCAGAGAGGGGCCUGGCUACUCUAUGAAAAUGCCAAUCGAAGUGGCUGGUUCUGUAUAGCUCGGGAAGGAACAAAAAAUCCCGAUUAUGGCCCAAUAUUCAAUUUCCACGAUAAGUGUUCCCAUGUAUAUCCCCUUAAAGCCGGUCGGCCUGUUAUCACCACCAAGAUCUUAUGGGAUCGCAAAAAGGUAGAAAGCGAGAGUGAAGUGUUGAUCGAUGAAUUCAGUGGCAUUAAUGCCACAGAUUAUGAGCAAACAUUCACCAGUAGCAACAGCAGAGUCUAUGAAGCAGCCACGAGCCACAGUUUUAAAUUUUUGGUGCCCAACUUGCACAUAGAUGAGAAAUUUAACUUAUCCAUAGAUCCAAACACAACCAUCACAGUGGAGAAAGGAAAACCAGAGUCUACUCUCACUGUAGAUAAAGUUGAGGUGACUGUGCCGGUCAAGAUCCCACCACAUUCAGAACUGAAUGUCCAGGUGAUGAGGAAGCUAGUCACAGCCUCCGCUCCUGUGGAAAUAAGCAUUACCAGGAAUGGGAAGAGAAAGACCGAGAUUGGAGAGUAUCGAAGUGUGUCAGGGCGUAGCAUUAAUACUAAGUAUGUUGUUAAGCCAAUUGAGAUGAAAAAGCAAAUAUAGACUCAAUAUACAUUGAGCCCUCCAUAUUCACAGAAGAUACCAUCCUUUUUUAGCUAAAAAGAAGAAGAUACAAUUCUGGCUGGACUGCGGUUUCUCUCGAAUCCAUGGAUACAACUGAAUGGUAUUAAAUUAUAUAAUUUGCAUUCCCAGCAUACUAUACAGUUGCAUUGGAAGACUUAGAGAUUUCUAGAUCACUCUUUAGGAAUAUUUUCCUCCAAUGCAACUCUAUUGCAACUUUGGGAUGAUGCAUACCAUAGAAUCGCCUGGAAGACCAAGUAAAUUCCUUGACAAACAAUUUCCCUCCAGGUGCAAGUAAGUGAAAUCACAAAUAUGAGUUACAGCAUUACAGGGUCUUGCUGUACUAUCAUGUCAGCUUUUCAUUUUUGUUUGUAGUUGAGCAUCCAAAAUUGUGACUAUACUUAUCCUGAAGUGCAUUUAUCUACAUUUAAUCCAUUAUAUACUCUACUCCAAAAUUGUUAAAGUUUUAUCUGUUGAAAUGUGCCAAUUUUAAAUAUUGGACUCCACUUUAGCCUAAAUGUGUACUCACCAGUAAGGCAACCAAGAGCCACUUAGGGCCUGGCGAAGUCUAUGUGUGUCUCCAAGUGGGGAUGCUAGGUUUUCAAACAGCAAUAGGUAGGUACAGCUCAUUAAUGGCUCAGCUGGCUCAUUGCUGGGCCAGCUCAUUAAUGGCUCAUAUAUACACGAGACAAGUCUGUAUAAAGCCUACUUCAAGUCUUGUGAGAUAUAGUGCUCUUAUGAAAGUUUCAGGCUUGCAAAUAGAUUUUCUGGAUGCCUGGAACCUUCUGGGGAUAGGGGGAGGAAGGGAGGAGGCAACUUUCCUUUUAUGAGGCCUGAGAAGUCUAUGUGGAAUUUCCCCAUGUAUGACUUGCUUCAAUCAGCUUCACUGAUAGAACUGAGAGAAGAAAUAACAGACCUGAGCUGUUCCCACAAUCGAUGGACCCAAAUGGCAUUUGGUAUGCAUUCGAGGUCAAUUUGCAGCAUAUCAAAUAUUUGCAGGCUGCUCUGUGUGAGUGUGGUUGAUGGAUGUUUUUCCUAUUCUCACCAGAUCAAAACAUAUGGGUGUUGGGGUGGCUUUGCCUCAAAGGCAUGCAACAUAGUUGGCCUCUUGAUUCACCCAACAGCUCUGCACACUGGUGGAGAGCCUGCUGAGAGGAUAUUAUUGAAAUGCAUUCUGGCAAGCACACCUUUACUAGUUUUAUCUCUCUCUCUCUCCCCCCCCCCCUUUAUGCUGUCUGUGUUGGAAAUAGCAACCUUCUUCAAGCUCCACUAGUAAUUCGUUUAUACAGUAUAUGAUUCUGCUUACUGUAUUGUAUAUGUAUGUUUUGAUAUGCAGCUUUCUCUUUACUCUAUGCUUGUUGAGGUUGUGGGUGGGGCUGCAGACCACAUGAUCAGAUCUGGAACUACUCUGAGCUCAGACUCCAUUUUAGACUUAAGACUCCAUUACAGCAAAGAUGUUAGACUCCGUUAGAGCAUAGACGUCAUGAGACUCCAUCAAAGCAGAGACGCCAUGAGACUGGACUGUUAAGAGCAAACUCAUGUUGCUCUUGAUUGUAAGAAAGAUGUCCUGUAUUAUCUACACAGAGAAACUACUUCAAACCUAUCUGUAACUGGAUUGACAAGUUAUGUACCUGUAUGCUGAAUACAUGAAGGUUGUGAGUAAACCAAAUAUGUUACUUUUAACGAAAUCUACUUUAAUUUUGUCUCUUGAGGGCAUGAUAUAGAAACAAGGUAUUUUAUGGGAGAGUAGAUGAUUUUGGGCACUGAAAAGAACACUGCAAAGAACUGCUAUAUUUUGUGCAUUGGCAUAAUCUCUGUUCCUAACAGAUUAGAGAUGACGAUAACCUAGUCAUCUCUAAUCUGUUAGGAACAGAGAUUAUGCCAAUCUAACAACUGAAAACCAAAUUGCCUUGAAUUAGGACAUGUGGUUAUAUACCAAUAAAGAGAAGAUUUUACUCAAA